Dermochelys coriacea (leatherback sea turtle) is the source of this 1240-nucleotide messenger RNA. Its product is annotated as corepressor interacting with RBPJ 1-like. Lineage: Eukaryota; Metazoa; Chordata; Testudines; Dermochelyidae. The coding region runs from base 95 to 595 and encodes 166 amino acids. The transcript is spliced from 7 exons. The record is from RefSeq and is a predicted model, not a curated record.
UCUUCCCUUCCGGUUGGGGUCAGCCUUGUGCUUCCGGGUCACGGGGACGCUGGGCGCUAAGGUGGGGAGUCCGAGGCGGGACCUGGGCCCUGAUAUGGAUAACAGACGUGAUGAGAAAUGUGGAACACCAUGCGCUACAUCUCAGGAAGAGAUGAAAGUCAGAGGGAAAGACAAGAGAAAGCGAAAACGCAGCAGAAGCAGAUCAUCGUCCAUUUCAUCAACAUCAUCUGCUAGUACUACUACUACAUCCUCCUCGUGCUCUUCAUCAAGAUCUUCCUCCUCAGCAAGCAGCAGAAGCAGUUCAAGUGGCAGAGAUUCUCCCAAGUCUAAAUCAAAGAAAAGGAAAAAAGAAAAACGUAACAAAAAGAAGAGGAAAAAAGAGAACAAGCUGAAGAAAAAGAAAGAAAAGAAAAAAAAGAGAGAGAAAUCAGGACCUGUCCAGCUUUCCAAGUACCUUAAAGACAAAAAGAAGACUGAAAACUACAGUAUGAUAACAGGAAAAAAAAUUAAGAUGAAAAUAAAGAAGAGUAAAAAGGAUAAAGAGAGAGACCGAAACCGUGCUGAACUCCUUGAUUUCCUAAACUCUGCCUUGUAAUAGAAAGAGUGCCAAGCAAGGACUUGUAAAUCUCCCAAGCCAACCAGUCAUCAUGCCUAGCAAAACACAAAGGAAACUCAGGGAAAAGGGCACCAUUUGUGACAAGACCAGGCUCUUAUGCUGUGAAGACAAUCAGUGUCCUUUAUAAUUGGCAAAAUGAAGAGUUACUGCUAACUUGUUUAUUAAUAUCCAUGUCCUCCUUUUGAGAUCCUAAGGUAAUAUCCAAGUUGCAAUGUUGUAUGAGUGCUUAAAAUCUGUUGCUGAUGAUGAUCUGAAGUGAAAUGACAUUAUUGUACUUCAGCGUAUCAAAUACAUCCCAGAGCUGCAUGCAGAGCACACAAUUAAUUUCAAACGUCUGUAAUGUUUGCAAUAGCUGAAACAAAGCAGAGUACUUGUAGGUCAUCUGCUUGAAAAAUUAGGUGUUCCUGUAUAUAUCUUCCUUAGUGGUGAUUUUAUUUGUUUUAAAGAUGACGAUGACUCUUUGUGAAUAGUACAUCUACAGAAAUGAAUAUCUUUUUUAACAGUCAUUCUUCAAUAUGUUGCUUUCUCAAAAAAUUUGAGACUCAAGCCUUCUCACAGAUGUUUAUUACCAUUUGUCAAAACUUGGUAACAAAUUUUAAUUAAAAUAUUCUAGAGUAAUAAAAA